AUGCCUGUAUCUCAUGAAGUCGAAAUUCGCCGAUUUCAAUCAGUAACUGGUUGGCAAAAUGAAGAUUAUAUUAUUAAUUAUCUGAAAAUAUUCAAUUGGGAUCUUGAUUUUGCAGUUGUUACUUAUCUUGAUAAUUUCGAUGAAAUAAAUGAGAAUCGAGAAAUCUUUGAGCAACAAAUUUUAGCUGAACAACUAACAAGUCAAGAGGAUGAGGAACAAAUAUCAGAUAGUUCUUCGGAAGUUUUAGUUAAUACAUAUAAUCAACAGCAGAACACCGAUCAACAAUUAACAACAACAGAUAAUUCAUUAAUACCAACAGAUACUGGUAUUGAUCCAUUCGAUGAAAAUAUACAACGACUGAUAGAAAAUAUUGAUUCAAAUGUUAUUGGUCGAGAUCUUUUUAUUAUCACACCAUGGGGACAACGGAAAGUUAUUUAUGCUGAUUAUACUGCAUCAGGUCGAGCUUUGAAAUUUAUUGAAAAAUAUAUGACCGAAACUAUCAGACCAUUGUAUGGAAAAAAUAUAUGCUUUCGAAUGUAUAGUGUUCCUUUUAGUUAUGCAAAUACACAUAGUGAGCAUAGUGCAUGUGCAUUACAAACAACAAGGUUUCGUGAAGCAUCACGAGCACUUAUAAAAGAAUAUGUUCAUGCAACUGAUGAUGAUGUUGUUAUAUUUACAGGAUCAGGUUCAACAGCUGCUAUUAAUAAACUUGUUGGCGUUUUAGGUUUAAAAAAUGAAGAAAUUCGAAGUCGAACAGUUGUUUUCAUUAGUACACUUGAACAUCAUUCAAAUAUUUUACCAUGGAAAGAAACGGGAGUUCAUGUUGUACGUAUUCCUAAUGAUGCAAAAGGUCUACUUGAUUAUAAUACUUUAAAAGAAGAAUUAGAAUAUUAUCGUGGCAGUGAUAAGAACAAUAUAAUUUGCACAUUUAAUGCUGCAAGUAAUGUAACUGGUAUUCUUACAGAUGUUGAUCGUAUAUCAACAUUAGUUCAUGAAUAUGAUGGUUUGAUUUUUUGGGAUUAUGCAGCAGGUGCACCUUAUUUAAAAAUUGAUAUGAAUCCAUCAGAAACAGCUUAUAAAGAUGCAGUUUUUAUUUCCACACAUAAAUUUGUUGGUGGACCAUCAACACCAGGAAUAUUAGUUGCAAAGAAAAAAUUAUUUAUGAAUGUUAUACCAAGUGGUGUCGGUGGUGGUACAGUUAAUUUUGUAACACGAGAACAAACUGAAUAUUUAAAUGAUAUUGAAUCACGUGAAGAAGGUGGAACAUCGGAUAUACUUGGUUCAAUUCAAGCUGGUUUAGUUUUCCGUUUAAAAGAUUCAGUCGGAGAAGAAUUUAUAGAAAAACGUGAAAAUAGAUUAGUUAAAAAAUUUUUUCGACGUUUUCGUAGUCAUCCAACAUUAAAAUCUCUUGGUUCACCAGAUCUUCCUCGUCUUGCAAUUUUUUCAUUUCUUAUUUAUGUACCAAUAUUUGAGAAAUACUUACACCAUAAUUUUAUUUGUGUUUUAUUAAAUGAUUUGUUUGGUAUUCAAGUUCGAUCAGGUUGUUCAUGUGCUGGUCCUUAUGUUUUAGAAUUACUUGGUAUCAAUGAUGAAACAGCGGCCGUUUUUACAAAAUUUAUUACUGAAAAUGAAAAUAAUACAGAGGAUUCGAUUCCAAGAAAUGCAUUAAUGAAACCAGGUUUUAGUCGAUUUAAUUUAUCAUAUUUUGCGAGUGAUGAAGAAGUUGAUUAUAUUCUUGAUGCAAUUGAAUUUGUUGCCAAUGACGGAUGGCGAUUUUUAUCAUUAUAUACAUAUAAUCCAAUAAAAGCUAUUUGGCAUCCUCGUAAUCAACCAAUUCCAAAUAGUUCUAUACAUUUUCAUAGUCUUCAUAGAAUAAUAUUUGAAGAUGGAAUCAUACGAGAAGAUCAAUCUACUGAAUUAAACACAGUUCUAGAAAAUAAUAUUCAAUUAGAUACUUCAUCUUCAAAUGAUCCAUUAGAACAAGCUAAAUCAAUGAAGGAUAAUUUAUCAAGAUAUAUUUAUGAUAGUGUUCAUUUUCCAGUUGAUCCACCAUUAAAUAUUCCAGUGGAAUAUCAAGAUUAUAUCUGGUUUAUUACACCAAUACAAGUUAUACGAAGACUUACACGUGAUUAUGAAGAUACAAUCCCACAACGUCCUCCGCCAUUUUGUCCGAAUUGA
Messenger RNA from Adineta steineri, 2178 nucleotides. NCBI's taxonomy places the organism in Eukaryota, Metazoa, Rotifera, Eurotatoria, Adinetida, Adinetidae. The record is from the annotation of a GenBank genome assembly.